Messenger RNA from Daphnia pulicaria, 2168 nucleotides. RefSeq names its product crossover junction endonuclease MUS81-like (gene mus81). Gene Ontology annotation, biological process: resolution of meiotic recombination intermediates; double-strand break repair via break-induced replication; DNA catabolic process. The transcript is spliced from 7 exons. The record is from RefSeq and is a predicted model, not a curated record. Gene Ontology annotation, molecular function: 3'-flap endonuclease activity; crossover junction DNA endonuclease activity; DNA binding. Lineage: Eukaryota; Metazoa; Arthropoda; Branchiopoda; Diplostraca; Daphniidae. The coding region runs from base 57 to 1970 and encodes 637 amino acids. Gene Ontology annotation, cellular component: Holliday junction resolvase complex; nucleus.
GUAGUCAUUUGGGCAAUCUGUUAACCUGACGUUUUCAAAAUUGUAAACAGUGGAAAAUGGCUGCGACGUCUCGAGCGAAAAAAAGAAUUCGAGUGACUCGCAAACCAAAAACUUGUCCGAAUCCACUUUUCGAGAAAUGGCUAAUUGAAUUGAAGGAGGAUGCUGUUAGAAAAGAGUCGAGACUGCAGUAUGUUUAUGGCAAGGCAUUGAAAUCAUUGCAGAAAUAUCCAUUAGUACUUGAAAGUGCCAAAGAAUGCAAAGUGCUUCAGCAUUUUGGUGAGGGGUUGUGCAAAAUAAUUGACAAGAAACUCACAGAGCACAUUGCCAGUGGAGGUACCCUCGGAAAUUGUUCAGAAUCAGAUGGCUCAGAUGAGGAUGACCGUCCUAGAAAACAGUCUAAGAAUGCAUCAAAAGAAUACAUUCCCACUAGACGAUCAGGGGCAUAUGCUUUACUUAUGGCACUUUACAAGCAUGCUACAGAUGGUUACCUGAAAAAGAAGGAUCUGCAAGAUUUAGCUCAACCUUACGCUGAUGUUUCAUUCUCCCAAACUGAUAUACUAAAUGCUCAGUAUUAUAAUGCUUGGUCAUCAAUGUCAACUUUGAUCAACAAACAUCUGGUGGGUAAAACAGGAAAUCCUGCAAAAUAUCAUCUGACAGACAGUGGCAGAAAUUUAGCUCGUCGGUUGGACAAAGCCGAAUUUGAACUACAAAGCUCUUCAAUCUCUUCGUCAGCCUUUGACUCUAACUAUAGUGCAAAUGAAUUACCUGUAAAACCAGCGCCCCCCUUGCCAAAAGCUGCUUCUAAGGACGUGGAAAAAGUUCCUACAGUUAGAAAAGCUGCAAAAGCAAUCCAUCAAUCGACUGAACAAACAACGACGUUACGAAACAUUGAAUUACCUUCAACGAGUGGACUCCUUCAACCAAAGGACAUAAUUUUUUUAGACGAUGACGAAUUCGACAUGUAUCCCCAACAUAAUCUAUUGUUGAACUCAAAUGGACGAAUAAGUGCUCCCGCGAAGCCUGUUAUUGAACCUUCUGCUCCCGAAGAGGUAGUUGUUGUUGAAGAUCCCGAACCCGAACCCUACGUACAUGUUCGUGACAAGAUAACACUAAGAGCUGGCGAAUAUGACAUAGUCUUAUGCGUCGACACUGCAGAAGUCUCUGGAAGUAGCGGUUCUGGAAAUAAUCAAAAAGAAUCAGCAGCCAAAGCCUUUCAGAAUUGUGGAGUGCUUUACGAUGUACGCAAACUUUCGAUUGGUGAUUACUCGUGGAUCUGCAAGCCGAAAGCCAGUUCAGGAACUAGGUCUGAUCGUGAACUGGUGCUUCCAUAUGUCGUUGAACGUAAGCGAAUGGAUGACUUAGUUUCGAGUAUCAAAGACGGUCGAUUCAAAGAACAAAAGUUCCGAUUGAAACACAGUGGAUUAGUUCGUCCCAUAUAUUUGAUUGAAGAAUUCGGUAAUCGACUAAAUCUUGGUAUGCCGGAGGCUAGUGUGUUGCAAGCCAUCGCCAACACUUUGAUCAUCGAGAAAUUUCAAAUACAUUGGACACAAAAAUCUGAUGAGUCUGUUGGUUUCCUCGUCCAAAUGACGGAGCAAUUAACGGAACUCUACCGCGGUAAGACUGUGACAAGCAGAGGUUGUCAAGAAAAAGUUGGACAUGAUUGGCAGACAAGUUUAGUCACUUACAAAGAAGUGUAUACAAAUUCCACCAAAUCAAAGCCUUUGUCAGUGACCCAGAUGUUUGCCAAGCAGCUAAUGCAGCUUCACGCAUUAUCGGCAGACAAAGCUGAAGCCAUAAUCAAAAUUUAUCCAUCGCCUUAUGUACUGAUGGAAGCGCUCAAGGCUGCCGGAUCUUCUGCCAGCACUCUCCUCGCUUCCCUUGAAUAUGGAAAAGCCAAGAGAAAUAAAAUCGGCUUGACCGUUAGCUCACUUCUUGCCAAACUCUACACUGAAGACCGCCUUGACAAAUAAGUUGUUCGCAUCCUUGGUAUCAAAAUACCUUACGUUCAUUCCCCCUUUUUUUUGCCAAUCUGUUUUUUUUUUCAAGAAUUAUUGCAUUUUGUAUUUUAAUUCAGUCAUACAGUUUUCAGCUGGAGAUUUGAUUGGAAUAAGUCAGCAUCUCCAGAAUCCCUUGUUUAAAUUUGUUUGCAAUAAAGUUGAUCUUGUCAA